GCCAUUAUGUUAACUGCAAGACUUGAGGAGGACAGCGAAGCAAAUGCCAAAUGUUUGUCCUUUCUGAUUCUGACAUUAUUUCUUCAAAACAUUGAUAACUAGCUACUUCUGACAUGCAGUAUACACCCAGCUCCUCAGCCAUGAUCGCUGAUGCCCCGUAAAACAAGAAAGACAUAUUUGCCAAACUCACAGAAGCCGUCGCUGUUGUUUUUUGAGACACCACUUGAUGACGCCAGAUACCACAACGUGCCUCAAGUGAGAGGCGCACUCAAUCCCAAUUCAUUUCUGGUUGAGGAGCAGCGACAGAACAGCUGCACAGCCUGUAGUUCUUGGCAAGAUGAAACGGAGACACCAACACCGAGAACUUCUCUCAGGAAAGGGACAGCUGAGAGGAGACGGUUGUCAGAGGUAACACUGGAAGAUGCAGCAUCAACCUCCGGCAGAUGUGUGGGGGUCCUUAGAAUGGCAGCUGCCAAUGUUGCCAGACAUGGCAAGAGCCCAGCGUCAUGCUCUGCUCGGACUCCUGCCUCAGCAACACACCACACCCCUGGCACAGACAAUGUCUUCUCCCCACCUGAUGUAGAGACUCCAGAAUUACACCAUGAUGGUAGUUCCUCCUUUCUUCGCUUCCUGUUGCCUGCGUCACAGCCGAUGACCCUGCCACACACCGUGACUUCAGAGAUUUUAGCAACAGACACCCCAGAGAGGGACUAUGGAGUCAAGGUUACAUGGAGGAGGAAAGGGCUGAUGAGGUUGCUGAGGGACUGAGGUUAUCUUUCAAGUGCAGGGGCACUGAUUAGCAUCUAAUCAACAUUACUGUAAAUGUUGACAUUUUAUUAUCAUGUUCUGCAAUUAACACUGAAUUGUAGUUAACACAACAUGAAUACAUUAGUCCACUGAUUGAAAGUGAUAUGCUGCAAUGACUAUAAUCGAGUCCAUUCAAUUGUUUUGCUGCUCGGGAUAACUUGGCAUGUUGUCCAUGUGCAGUUGGUAGUUCAGCCCAUUAUGGAUGUGGCUCUGUCUAGGUUCUUGUUUUCUUUGUACCCUGGGUCCACAUUAAAUCUUUUUUUUUUUUUUUUUAAAGGUUUUUCAAUUUAACAUAAAUACAUAAUGAAUUUCCGUGGUGUGAGUGUUACAACACUAGCUAGUAACUUGGGUAUAAAUAGAGGGGUCUAUUUACUAGCUACAUGUGUGGUAACAUGGCAUGCAGAAGCAAAGAAACCUGUCCAAUCACUGUCUAUAUAACUUGCCAUCCAAUAACAUUGUCAGUUGCCAACUUAGUGACUUUGUUGCUAUAUUUAGCAUGUAUUCAGACCCCUGUAGCGACUAGUGACAAAUGUAGCAACUUUCUGGUGUUUUUGGAGACUCUGACGUGAAAGCACAUAUUGUUCUUACUCUUCUCAACGAGCAGCAAGUGCUGCCGUGGGCCCCACCCCCAUCCCAAAGCAAUCACAGGCGGCCCAGUCCUCACGCAGCAGUCCCUCCCAGCUGCAGUCAGAGCAGGAGAUGUUCACCCCUCCGUGUCCAGACUGCAAAUGAAUUGUGCAUGCG
This is a messenger RNA of Salvelinus fontinalis (brook trout), 1551 nucleotides long. RefSeq names its product RAD9, HUS1, RAD1-interacting nuclear orphan protein 1-like. Bases 151 to 768 code for a protein of 205 amino acids. NCBI's taxonomy places the organism in Eukaryota, Metazoa, Chordata, Actinopteri, Salmoniformes, Salmonidae. The record is from RefSeq and is a predicted model, not a curated record. The transcript is spliced from 3 exons. Gene Ontology annotation, cellular component: nucleus; chromosome. Gene Ontology annotation, biological process: cellular response to ionizing radiation; DNA damage checkpoint signaling; recombinational repair.